AUGAGCCGCUCCGGCGCCACCUCGCCAAAGGACUACCGCUACAUUGGCUACGUUGAUUUGGCGACAGCAAUCCGGAAGACGCGCGAGCACCCUGGCGUCUUCUACCUCGACGACCCGUCGCAGCGCGAAAGCGAACCGCUGCAAAUGCUGCGUCUGAUGGCCCUCUUCCCGAGCACCGAAAAGCCGGCCCAGCUCACCAGGGUGCAGACGGAUAAGUAUCCGAAGCUCUGGUACCUCAACGAGCACCACAAUGGACCAUUGUUCGGCUGCCUGGAGGAGUUGGUCAGCUUCUACCGCCAGCACCCCGACCAGCUGGCC
Messenger RNA from Mesorhabditis spiculigera, 318 nucleotides. Lineage: Eukaryota; Metazoa; Nematoda; Chromadorea; Rhabditida; Rhabditidae. The record is from the annotation of a GenBank genome assembly.